UGUGUGUGUGUGUGUGUGUGUGUGUGUGUGUGUGUGUGUGUGUGUGUGUGUGUGGUGUAACUAGUGCAUUUGCUUCCAUUAAAACUGCAGCCUGACCUUCUCUAGUCUGUCCUCCUCCUCCUCCUCCUCACCUUGUGCAACACGAUGAGUGAUGCUUUUUAUUUACUUCCUUUAUGCAACCAUGGAGACUCGGUUUAAUGCGUUUUACCUGAAAUAAUUGUCAUUAUUUCACAUUGCAACAUGCAUGGAUGUGAUGGAGAUGUGAUGGACAUGUGAGUGCUGGAGAUGUGCUGGAGACGUGCUGGAGAUGUGAGUGCUGGAGAUGUGCUGGAGAUGUGAGUGCUGGAGAUGUGAUGGAGGUGUGACGGAGAAACUCUUAUAGAACCCGCCAUAUUUGCCCAGGAGAAGAGCUGCAAGUGUCGAGCGCCCCAUGAGAAGCUGAGUGUUGCGCAGGCUCGACUCGGCACUCCCGUGGACCGACCGGUGCGCGUCUAUGCAGAUGGGAUUUUUGAUCUUUUCCACUCCGGCCACGCCAGAGCGCUGAUGCAGGCUAAGAAUCUCUUCCCCAACACGUACCUGAUAGUCGGAGUUUGCAGCGAUGAACUCACUCACAAGUACAAGGGCUUCACGGUGAUGACCGAGGAGGAGCGUUACGAAGCGUUACGACACUGUCGUUACGUGGACGAGGUGGUGCGAGACGCUCCCUGGACCCUCACGCAAGAGUUCCUGAAAAAACACAAGAUUGACUUUGUGGCCCACGAUGAUAUCCCGUACUCCUCGGCUGGAUCUGAGGACGUGUACAAACAUAUAAAGGAGGCAGGGAUGUUUGUGCCUACUCAAAGGACAGAGGGGAUCUCCACAUCUGACCUGAUCACUCGUAUCGUGCGCGAUUACGACGUUUACGCCAGACGCAACCUGGAGCGCGGAUACACGGCCAAGGAGCUGAACGUCAGCUACAUCAGCGUAACCACUCCACACUCACACACACACAUUUCAUUAAAACCAUCUGAACGCAACACACAUCUCAGUUGUAACGAUCACACUGAACCAUCCGGACAGGAGAAGAAAUACCGUCUGCAGAGCCAGGUGGACAGGAUGAAGGAGAAGGUGCGGACGGUGGAGGAAAAAUCCAAACACUUUGUGUAUCGUGUGGAGGAGAAGAGCCAUGACCUUAUCCAGAAAUGGGAGGAGAAAUCGCGCGAGUUUAUUGGGAACUUUCUGGAACUCUUCGGUCCCGAUGGCACAUGGAAGCAGAUGUUUCAGGAGCGCAGUGGCCGUAUGAUCCAGGCGCUCUCUCCCCGUGGUUCUCCCAGCAGUAGUCCUCCCAGGGAUUACUCUCCGUCCCGCUCUCCCUCUCCUCCGUCCCGCUGGGCCAUGCCAAGGACCUCGCCUCCAUCUUCUCCCAAAGGCGCCUCGGCCUCCAUCAGCAGCAUGAGCGAGGGAGACGAGGACGAGAAGUGAGGAUGAGGAGCCAGGAUCGGGAGCGAUGACUCACACACCCUAAUCACUCACGAGAAGUGAGGAUGAAGAGCUAGGACCAGGAGCGAGGACUCACACACUUUAAUCACUCACUCACUCACACACACACACACACACACACACACACACCUUUCCCCUGUACACUCCAGCAGUGACGAGCUUCACCAGUCUACACACAGACUAAAAUAUUGUACAUUUGCUGUAUGCAAUCGGAGAUCGAUCGCGUCGUUUUCUUGAGCUUUUCUGAUUUCUAACGAGUUCACAUGAAAGCCAUUGAUUUAUUCUCUUUAGCAGUGAGGAGAUGAUGUAGAUACGAGUUAAGGACGAGGAGUGUUGAGUGAUUUGCCUUUUCUUGCUCAGGUCUGACUGAAAUGUAAAGACCGUCCGUGUGAAGUACUGUACGUCUCUGUCUGAGGGUUUUAUUUGCCUGUUUACAGACAGAGACACUUGAAGUUAUUUGUUUCCGUAGUCUCUCGAUCGAACCUGUUAUUAUCCUCCGUAUCGUUAAAGGAACAGUUUGGACAAACAAACACACGUGUAGUGGAUCAGCUGAAACACGCUUCACCGUCUGACCUCCGCUUCUUUGGUUUAGUCCAAACACGACAUUAAUAGUACGAACAACUCUUUAGGCUGCUUAGAAAUUUGGUAAGCUUAUAUUUAAAGAACUGAAAUCACUCCUAAAUAGAUAAACCCCGCCUUCAGGCCUCAGGCCACGCCCCUUACCCGAGCCUGAUCCUGGUGUGGAGUGAGAUCUAGCUUGGCAUCAGGAUCUUAUGCUACGAUUGGUUUGGAGUGAGAUGUCGGUGUAGGACACACAUUUAGUGCACAGUGCUAAACUGGUAACAAUAGUCUGAGUCACUGGUUUUGUUAUUCAUUAGCAACGUGAUAAAGGAGCGAUGGUCCGACUCCCGGUUUCAUCUUUCAGCUGACUGAAAACUCAGCGUUUUUAUUUUUGUCCAGAUUGCUCUUAAGCGAUGUAUCGGUGACGUUAUUAGGGGUCGAGGUUCUUUAAAAUGGUCGCGUCAUCAUCUUCUAGGUAAAAUGACCGCUACCUCCACCCUCCACGUCCUCCUCCUGCUUCCAUCUGCGAUCAAAUUCACGUCCGACAUCAGGAGAGAGAUGAGCUCAUCGGUGUGAGCCGUCAGGCAGACGGUCACGUGUCUUCAUGAAACGCUGUAAAGUCUAACUGUUAAAACGUUCGAUCUAACCGCUAGUGCUGACGUCACGUGGUGUAAACGCUAAUGCUAACGAGUUGUCACGUUACAUGCCCUGGAUGCAAACUUGCACUGUGUACAAACCCGUGUACAGACGUGUCGUUUUUGUUCACGUGUUAUUUUAUACCUACAUCUGGAAAUGACUAAACGUGCGAAUAAACGAAAGGGAAACGUGUGGAA
Messenger RNA from Tachysurus fulvidraco (yellow catfish), 2873 nucleotides. RefSeq names its product phosphate cytidylyltransferase 1B, choline a (gene pcyt1ba). Lineage: Eukaryota; Metazoa; Chordata; Actinopteri; Siluriformes; Bagridae. Gene Ontology annotation, biological process: CDP-choline pathway. Bases 544 to 1461 code for a protein of 305 amino acids. The record is from RefSeq and is a predicted model, not a curated record. The transcript is spliced from 7 exons. Gene Ontology annotation, molecular function: choline-phosphate cytidylyltransferase activity; phosphatidylcholine binding.